Molecule: messenger RNA, 831 nt
Organism: Corticium candelabrum
Lineage: Eukaryota; Metazoa; Porifera; Homoscleromorpha; Homosclerophorida; Plakinidae
Exons: 3
Coding region: 156-812 (218 amino acids)
Source: RefSeq, a predicted model, not a curated record
GAGCGCCUCCACGUGUGUUGUUGUCUUCGUCUUUCGUUGAGUGAACAAGAGAAACAGCGGUCGUCAUCUCUCCAGGUUGCGCCAUUGUAGCUUUUGCCACUCUGGCUGCUUGCGUCAGUCCUCAUCCACGUGAAGGGAUCCCAUUGGGAGAAUGAAUGCUAUUCGUUUCUUCGGCGGUCUGUGAUGUUUCUGCUGUCUUACUCAUUCUUCUUGUGUCAUCUCGUCUUCCUUCUCGUCACUUCUCUGCUGGACAACAUAGUCGGUUUCUUCGGCUCUCUGUGGUGUUCCCAUUGUCUUAUUCAUGCUUCUUGUGUCAUCUCGUCUUCCUUCUUCUCCUCACUUCUCUGUUGGACAACAUGGUUGGUCAAGAGUUUGAUGUUUGCCGCACCUUCACCCUGCUCUUUCAGCAUUUCGCGCUCUUCAGGUUUCUUCGGCUGUCUGUGGUGUUCCUGCUAUCCUAUUCGUCCUGGAAAUUUUUUGUCAUCCUGUUCGAAUGUCGCCUUGUCUUUAUUUUCUCCUCUUCCCUGCUGGAUAACAUGGUCAUUCGGGAGUCUGAUGUAUGCCGCACCUUCACCCUGCUCUUUGAGCACUCAGCGCUCAUAGUGUCUAUUCGUCUGCCUGUGCUGCUACCACAGUGUCCUCUACUCCUGAUUUGUUUUCUCAUCAUCGCACUUUCUACUUCCUUCUCUAUAAAUCUUUACAACUCAUGUAUUUCUGUUGUCUUUGGACCAGUAGUGCACUUGUUUGACAUAUCCAGUAAUAAUACUUGUCUUUCAUGUAUGUUUUUUGUUUGUCCCAUAUGGGACAUUUAGUUAUAAUAUAUAUACUGUU